AGACUCCGUUUUCUGUUUCACUCCAAACAACGUAACACCAUAUUUAUAUAUAUAUAUAUCCGCCGGUGACUUUCCGAUUUCUCGCCGUCGAAGGCACAAUUCAGUCUCAGUCGCAGAUCAUAGUGGGUCGGUGAUAAAAUGAGCCGACCAACCACCCGUAACAAAAACAAAAGACGCAAGCCGGUGGAUGAUGCAGAUGCUACUUCUGAAAUAUUUAGGAAAAUCCAUACAACAGGUAAAGUAACUGAUGAUGACAUCAAUCAGCUCUACAUGAUAUGCAAACCAGUUUGUCAAGGCUGUCGCGUCAACACUAAGGAUAACCCUAAUUGCUUUUGUGGUUUGAUUCCACCGCCCAAUGGAAGCAGGAAAAAUGGCUUGUGGCAGAAGAUGUCAGAGAUCAUCCAAGCUCUAGGGCCAGACCCAUCUAAGGAUCUCCGUGCUUCUGCAUCUUCCCCUGCAGGUCUCACAAAUCUUGGUGCGACAUGCUAUGCCAACAGCAUACUCCAGUGUUUGUACAUGAAUAAAUUGUUCCGAGAAGGUCUUUUUUGUGUUGAAGAAGGGGUUCUAAAACAACAUGCUGUUUUGGAUCAACUUGCACGGCUCUUUGCACAAUUGCAUGCCAGUAAAAUGGCAUUCAUUGAUCCAGCUCCGUUUAUAAAGACACUUGAGUUGGAUAAUGGAGUUCAACAGGAUAGCCAUGAGUUUCUAACCUUGCUGCUUUCUUUACUUGAGCGUUGCUUGAGCCAUUCUAAAGUUUCCAAGGCAAGAACAAUUGUUCAAGAUCUUUUCCGUGGUAGUGUGUCGCAUGUGACAACGUGCUCAAAAUGUGGCAAAGAUUCUGAAGCUUCUUUGAAGAUGGAGGACUUUUAUGAGCUUGAGUUGAAUGUCAAGGGCCUGAAAACUUUAGAUGAGAGUUUAAAUGAGUACCUUAGUAUUGAAGAACUUGAUGGUGAUAAUCAAUACUUCUGCGAGUCAUGCAGCAUGAGAGUUAAUGCCACUCGAAGCAUCAAGCUUCGUUCGCUGCCUGAUGUGCUUAAUUUGCAGCUUAAGCGCUAUGUUUUCCUUCCAAAGACUACUGCAAAGAAGAAAAUAUCUUCAGCUUUCGCUUUCCCUGGAGAGCUAAAUAUGCAUGGGAGACUAUCUGAAACAUCUCAAGUGGAUUUAGCAUAUGACUUGUCGGCUGUAUUGAUUCACAAAGGAAGUGCUGCAAACAGUGGCCACUACAUAGCUCAUAUUAAGGAUGAGAAUACAGGGCAGUGGUGGGAAUUUGAUGACGAGCAUGUCUCGAACUUGGGUUAUCAUCCUUUUGGGGAAGGCCUUUCAACUUCCACUAAGGCUACUCGAACUGAGUCAGUUUAUACACCUUGUGGAGAAGGAAUGGAUGCCUCUGCCAAUGGAAAUCAUUUUGAGACCAUUCAACUACAACAUGCAGGACCUAGUAUGAAUCAUGUAGACAUAUUUUCAUCCACUGAUGCAUACAUGUUAAUGUAUACCCGCAGGCAUGGUAACAAGGAUGUUAAAAGAGUAUCUGGGUCAGAUGGUCCUACCAAUAUGAAAAUAGAAGGAGAUGCAUUUUUCUUGCAAGAUGGUAUUUCUCUUCCAUCUCAUCUUUCUGAAGAGAUAAAGAACUUGAAUGCAUCUUAUGUUGUUGCUUGUGAAGAAUUCAAAUUAAAGAAGGAUAGAGAAUUAGAUCAUAUAACAACAAGAAGACAGGAAGUGAGGUCAGUUCUUUCUGAAGCCCCUGUUCAAUCAGUUGAAGAACCAUUUUAUUGGAUAUCUACGGACUGGCUUCGCUUAUGGGCGGAUAACGUUAAUCCACCAGUUUUAGACAAUACACCCAUCCAGUGCUCGCAUGGGAAAGUUCCAGUUUCCAAGGUGGGCUGUAUGAAACGCUUGUCAACCGUAUCCUGGAUCAAGUUGUUCAGUAAGUAUGAUGGGGGACCAAGACUGGCCAAAGAUGACCACUGCAUUGACUGCCUUAUGGAUAUGGCACACACAGUGGUAUGUGCUGAUAGCUAUAGGGAUCGAAGGACAUUGAUGAGAGAGAUUGCAGAAAAUGUGCUUGCUGGGAAAUGUCUAGAUGGAAAUUACUAUGUAUCCAAGCCAUGGUUGCAACAGUGGUUGAAAAGAAAAAACCUCGAUAAGCCUAGCGAAGCUGAUUCAGGACCAACAAGCUCAAUUAGGUGUCAACAUGGGCACCUGAGGCCUGAGCAAGCUCCCGGUGCUAAGCGAUUGCUCAUUCCAGAGAACCUCUGGCUCUUCUUAUAUGGAGAUUCAAUCACUGUAAAACCAGAUGAUCCUUUGGGUUGCCCAACUUUCCCAUCUGACUGUGAAGAUUGCCCUGAAUGCAGUAAUGAACUCUCUGAAGUUGCAUGCUCUGAGGAUUCUAAAAGAGCAGUAAAGCUUAAACAGCGUCAAAAUCAUGAGAAGUUGGCUAUUGGCAAGAGUAUUCCACUAUCUUUGAAUUGCAAGUAUUACUUGGUACCAUCUUCUUGGCUUUCAAAAUGGAGGAACUACAUCACUGCUAGUGGCAAAAAUACUACAUCUGUUGAACCUGAAAUUCUGGAUGGUAUCAUUAACUCACUGAAAUGUGAGAAGCAUCUACGUCUUGUAGAGAGGCUGCCAAAGGUGUUCUACAAACGUGGUUCAUAUUUCCAGAAGGGUUUUAUUACAGAUAGGUUGACAAUUAUCACUGAGAAUGACUGGAAAUGCUUUUGUGAAGAAUGGGGUGGUUUGGAGGAGAAAGGCAUAUCUGCUGUGAUUGAAGAAAACAAUCUGGCUGGAUCCUGUGAGGAGAUAUCAACAUCUGUUGACCAGCUUGCUCCUAAUAAUGAAGCAAAUAAUGAGAAUGAUUUAAGACAGCCUGUGAUAAGGACAUUCCCAGAGAUAUGUGAGGAAUGCAUUGGAGAAAGAGAAAGCUGCGAGUUAAUGCAGAAACUUAACUACUCUGAUGGGGAUAUUUGUGUAUAUCUUGUACGUGGAAAAGAAGCUCCAAAAUCAAUUUUAGAAGCAUCUGAGACUUCUGAGCCAGAUCGACGAAUCUCCAAGCGUUCUCGAAGGACAAAUAAUGGGAAUUUAGUAAAUUUUAAAGUUUCUGCCUCCACAUCAGUAUACCAAUUAAAAAUGAUGAUAUGGGAGUCCCUUGGGGUUGUUAAAGAAAACCAGAUACUUCACAAAGGUUCCCGAAUAAUUGAUAAGGAAUGUGCCACUCUUGCAGACAUGAACAUAUUCCCUGGAGAUAAACUUUGGGUGAAAGAUUCAGAAAUCCAUGAAGAUCGGGAUAUUGCUGAUGAGCUUUCAGAGCAGAAAAUGAAUGUUCAAAGCAUUGAAGAAGGAUUUCGGGGAACACUACUGACAGCAAAUAUAUCAUCGCAAGUUGUCUAGAGGGAAGCAUGGUUCUGUUGAUGUCUUCAAUAACAAAAAUUUUUGUAGAUAUUAAUCCUGUCUGGUGAAUUCUACAAGUACCUGUGGAGAACCUCCACACAAUGUCCUAAAGGCUGGUUAUGGAUUGGCAACGUCUUGUACUUACAGCUGGGGAUGAAUUGCUUCAUUUUGGGUACUCGCUUAAAGAAGCAAAUGAAAUCUCUGUUGCUGUGUCAUAGAGUGCUAAGUUUUGGGGUGUCCUUGGCGUUUUCAGUUGGUGUUUAUCUUAAAGUACUCGUUAGUAAAGUUAUGAAAAAGCCCGGGUUUUCUGUUUUUAAUGCUAAUGCGGUUGUGUAAUGUAUAUGUAGCAGUAGGUGUCUGUUGAUAAAUAUUCCUCCUCCCCUGCUGUUUUUUACAUUCCAAUCUGCAUGUGUGGCAAUGUACCAUGAACAAAUAUAAAAAAUUAUGCAGUACCCUAGAAUUCAGAUGAAAUU
Messenger RNA from Rubroshorea leprosula, 3857 nucleotides. NCBI's taxonomy places the organism in Eukaryota, Viridiplantae, Streptophyta, Magnoliopsida, Malvales, Dipterocarpaceae. The record is from the annotation of a GenBank genome assembly.